CCCAGCAUCAAAAUUGAUUCCGCUUUUCAGUUUCGGCGUGGUGCUCUCCGAUCGUAGACGAUGGCGAUGGCGGCUUUCAGAAGAGAGGGAAAGAAGCUUCUGCUUUUCUCUCCAUUCUCCAGAAAAACGAUUGUAGCUCCCCGAUCCGCAGUUUUUUCCGAUGCGUUAAUGCCAAUGGAGGGAUGCUCAAUUUCAUCUCAGAUUAGAACAUUGAAGCUCCAAUCUUCUCAAGUCCGAAUCCAAUAUCCAGAUGGCAUCUCGCAACCAUUUCCUGCAGUUAUUAGAGGUUGUAGCUCUUUUCCUAUGGUGAAUUUAACACGUGCGUUCAGUUCAAACAUAAAUCAGUUACCUUUCAUCACUGACCCUGACAUAGAAGCUGCAUUAAAGGAUUUAUUGGCAAUUAACUGGGAUGAAAUACCAGAAACUGUCAUCAAUGAGACAAAGACAGCUCUGUCCAAAGCUACGGAAGAUAAAGCUGGCCAAGAGGCACUGGCAAAUGUCUUUCGUGCAGCUGAGGCAUCAGUGGAGUUUAGUGGGGUAUUGGUGUCCCUUAGAAUGGCACUUGAUGAUCUAAGUGGCUUUAGCGGUGAGAAUGUUGGUCACCUGCCAGAGCAUCUGGAAGAUGCUAUAAGAGCUGCAUAUAAACGAUAUGCCACUUAUCUGGAUUCAUUCGGUCCCGAUGAGACAUAUUUGAGGAAAAAGGUUGAGCUUGAAUUAGGAACAAAAAUGAUACAUCUGAAGAUGAGAUGCAGCGGAAUUGGAUCUGAGUGGGGAAAGGUUACACUUCUUGGCACUUCUGGACUUUCAGGGUCUUAUGUGGAGCUCAGAUCGUGAGAAGCAGUCUUGAGGAUUCGAACCAUUUCUGCCCAUUAGUGGCUUUCUUGGGCUCUCGCCUGGCCGCUUACUUUCCUUUAUCACAAAGUGUACUUGAAAACGAACUGUCAAUGUUGUUUGAUAUUGCUCUUAACUUUUGCUGGAAUAAGGCGAUGAACUUGUGACUAGAACACAUUGUUUCAUCUGUGCUUCUUAUGAUAUGGCUUUUAGACAACUAUGUUUUUGCAGUACAUGUCUUGUGCAACACAACUAUUUGGUUCUAGUUUAUUUUUCUUGUUGAGGUCA
Zingiber officinale is the source of this 1119-nucleotide messenger RNA. RefSeq names its product succinate dehydrogenase subunit 5, mitochondrial-like. The transcript has 6 exons. Gene Ontology annotation, cellular component: respiratory chain complex II (succinate dehydrogenase). The record is from RefSeq and is a predicted model, not a curated record. The coding region runs from base 61 to 834 and encodes 257 amino acids. Gene Ontology annotation, biological process: tricarboxylic acid cycle. NCBI's taxonomy places the organism in Eukaryota, Viridiplantae, Streptophyta, Magnoliopsida, Zingiberales, Zingiberaceae.